AUGAAAAACACACAGUUACAAUCUCUACAGAAACAACUGGAUGAAAUAAACAAGACAAUGUCUGACAUCAAGGAUGAUAUCAAUUCAGUUGACAUGGUGUUAGACACUAAUGAUUUAUCAAUGUUAUUUAGUGUCACCUCUAAUGUGAAUAUUUACAGAAAUCUUCCACCAAAACUAGCACCAUCUCUACCGAAAUUCAAUACAGAAAAAAUCCAAGGAGAAAAACUCGAUAAACUGUUCGGAACCUUAUUAUCAAGUUCUUUAACUUCAGAUAAACAUGGAUAUAGCAUAAAGACAUCACAGAAAUCAGCAGAAGCUGGAUUCUCUCCUCCAGUCAAACAGAUGCUUGAUGAACCAGAAACUGUCACCAUUAUAGACACUGGGUAUAGAAAAUUUUUUUACCAUGUGGCCUGUCUGAGUGAUGAUGAUAUAUGGACAAGUGGAGAUGACAACAGAAUGAAACUCUACAGCAUCAAUCAGGGAUCACUUCUCAAGUCAAUCAGAACCAAGUCAGGGAACACACCAACUGACAUAGCAGUGACAAAAAGUGGAGACCUAGUUUAUACCGAUUACAAAGAUAGAACUGUGAACAUAGUGAAGGAGAAGAUAGAGGAGGUGAUCAGACUGCAGAACUGGAAACCUUGCGGUGUCUGUAGUACCUCCUCUGGUGACCUCCUCGUUACCAUGGAAAAUGAUGAUGGCAAAAAAACAAAAGUUGUCCGUUACACUGGCUUCACAGAGAAACAAACUAUCCAGUUUGAUGAUCAAGGUAAACCUCUCUAUUCAUCUGGUCGUUAUAGCAGAUACAUAACUGAGAACAGGAACCUGGAUAUCUGUGUGUCUGACUAUUUUGCUAAAGCAGUAGUGGUGGUCAAUCAGGCCGGGAAAUUGAGAUUCAGAUACACUGGACAUACUCCUGGUCCAAACAACAAACCAUUUGAUCCACGAGGAAUCACCACAGACAGUCAGGGUCACAUCCUUACAGCUGAUGAUAAAAAUGACUGUGUCCACCUCAUAGACCAGGAUGGACAGUUUCUCCGUUACAUAGACUGUGGACUGAGUUAUCCCCGGGGAUUGUGUACAGAUACAAAUGACAAUCUGUUUGUUACUCAACUAAUCAACAGAAAAGUGAAAAAAAUUAAUUACCAUUGUUGAUUCUAGGGCUAUGUAUUGAGUAAAUGAAAGCGAUAUGAUGUAAUCACUAUAAAAACAAUAUGUAGGACAUCAAUUCUAUUACAAAUAGAGUUUAUUAAAAAUCUCCU
This is a messenger RNA of Saccostrea cuccullata (small rock oyster), 1262 nucleotides long. RefSeq lists its product as uncharacterized. Lineage: Eukaryota; Metazoa; Mollusca; Bivalvia; Ostreida; Ostreidae. Bases 1 to 1155 code for a protein of 384 amino acids. The transcript has a single exon. Gene Ontology annotation, biological process: proteasome-mediated ubiquitin-dependent protein catabolic process; protein polyubiquitination; negative regulation of translation. Gene Ontology annotation, molecular function: ubiquitin protein ligase activity; protein binding; translation repressor activity. The record is from RefSeq and is a predicted model, not a curated record.